UCAAUAAUAUGGAGGACCUGUGAAACCAGCUAACGACCUAUACGCCAUAAACUGAUCAUGAUGUUUCUAUAGAUAUACCGGUAUAAUACUUGAGUUAUGAAAGCGUUUAAUCUGACACAUAUAUAAAGAAAUUAUAUCUUGUGUUAAUUUGCAUCUGUGGACAAAGUCAGUGACAGUCAUCUGAGAGGGCAGGAUGGGGGUAAGCUUUAACAAGCCGAGGAUCGUCACAGUGAGAGGGAGCUACUACAAGGAGAGCGAGAGGGCUGUCCCCCUUUAUACCUACACGCCGUUCCCUGAACGCUGGAACAGACCCACAGGCUCUCUUAUAACCAGGGUCAAGGCUGUACCGAAUGUCAAAGAAGAAGAGAACGACCUUUACUGGUGGACGGACUGCGAGUUUCUACCAAACAAUGACAGCACAGUGGUCACUACAUGUUCCUCCUUCACUAUACAGCCAAACCAGGCACUGACCGUUAGUCGGGCCAUACAGCCGGGUAAAGUCUGCCUGUUUGAUCUGUCAUCAGAAAAAAACAUAAAGUGUGGCUAUUACCGCCAAGCAUCCGUGGCAUCUUUCCCCAAGUUACAGACAUUCCCAGACGGAGACCACAUUGUGUACCUUGGCUCUACAAGUGGAGAUAUCAAGGUGAUGUCCCUUGAAAGGUCUACAUUUCACAGUCGGGCCCAAGAUAUACACUUUCGGGCGUACAAAUAUGUGGCUGUAUCGCCAAGUGGCUGUUAUUUCGCCAUCAUGGCGCGUACCAGCCGGCAGUAUCAGUACGAGUUACUUAUAUACGACUCACAUUUUGUAACUCGCGCAGAAAGUGUCAUCGACUGCUGUAAGAUGAAUGAUUUCAGAGGUUCCAGAAUGAACCUUGAGCACACGGUAUGUAAAUGGUCACCUGACAGUGAGUAUGUAGCUGCCGCGAUAUCACAUGGCCAUCUUUGUAUUGUGUCACGCAGGUCACAGGCAUGUGUGUGCGAUGUUUUCACCAAUGUCAUUCCAGACAGAGCCCUCAGCAGAGGGACAACCUUUGAUUUUAAUCCCAUGUCAUGUCACCGGAUGGUUUCCGUGGGAACAAAGGAUCGCUUCCUGUACAUUAUUGACAUACAAGAGGGAAAUGUUUUGUGUCAAACAGAGCAUGCAUGUGGGGACCAUGCCAUUGACGUUGUAAAGUUUUCCUGCGAUGGCCUAUUUGUAGGGGUGGCCCUACAUAACUUCUCAGUACAGCUGUUUUCUCCAGUCGACUGUUCUCUCCUUUAUAGCUUUAGUAUGAAGGACAGUCUUCCCUCGCUCCACAACUCCAUGGGACCACAUGCCUCCGUCCUCAAUCUCACUUUCUCCUCCACUGGGGAGCAGGCUGUCACAAGUACAGCAGAUGGAUACGUUUCCUUCUGGCAGCUGCCCCGUAAAAUGGAACUUCAGGUUAUAUGUAAAUUCAAAAUUUUGUCCUGUGUUAGCCUCGACCGAGUGUCAAGACUACCACUUCCUCCGCGAUUAAAGGACUUCCUUCUGUCACUGCCUACCAUGUUGUAGACUAUCAGUGGGUAAGAGUCAGUAGCUCGCACCUAGUUCUCGUCAUAUCAACUUCUCAAGUCACUUGUAACAAAUUAAUGUAAAAUUAUGAGAUACAUGUACAGUGUUCUGAAAAAGAUUCAGGUUCUGGGCAAUAUAUAUCCUUUUUCCCUUGAGAAACAUAUCUUCUUUAGCCAUUACAAGAAACAUAAUAUAGCCUUUAUCACUAUUUAUGAAAUUUCAUUCUAUUAGUGUGUUGUUUCAACAGAGUUAUUCCAAAUAAAUCAACUCAUGCUAGUAUGCAUUUUACAGAAUUAUAAAGGUUCGAAAACCAGAAAAACAAUUGUGUCAACCACCACAAAUAUUUCAUCCAAAGCAUCAAAACAAGAUACUAAAAGAGAAUUAAGUUUAUCUAAGCCGGAAAAUCUCCAUUUUGUUACUUCCUCUUCAUAGUAGAGUGAAAAAUACUCAAAAUUGAAAAACCUCAAAGCAACUAUGAAUUGGAACUCUUCUUAGUGAUGAUGACAGUGUGCAGGGAAGACAGAGUUAUCCUUCUUUGAUUGUGUUAAAAAUCCUUUUAAUGUUAUAUUUUUUUUACAUAUUUUAUCUUUUUGAUGAAAUGAAGAUUUUCUUUUGUAGAAAUUUUUAUAUGCAAUACACUUUAAAUGUUUCCUUUUUGGAAAAUUUGAUCAAUUAUGGUUCUGUGAUAAGAUUAUUGUUACAUUAUAUCAUGUUUAAACUACAUGUUACAUGUACCGUGUUUGCCAUUUUUAGUACCCAGGUUGCUUAAAAAAUUGGCUUAAAGAGGGGCUCUUAUUUAGAUAACAAAUGUGAGGUACCAUGGAAAAGGUUGUGCACAUUCAAUCAACUUUCCAGUGUGUCUGGAGGUUUUGAAAUCAAAUGUUUCAUCUGCCUCUUAGGAAGUUCAGCCAUGAUCACCAGACAUAGAUGAUUGCUUUAAAGUGUAAUUAUUAUAAAUCAUUGACUUGUGAGCACUGGGAGGGUGAGGGGGUUUAUAUGAUUUCAAUUCUUCUGGAAAAAAAGGGAGGGGCACUUAUACAGGAAGGGGCACAAUUCACUGCAAAUAUGGUUAAUAUGGAACAUGUCUGAUCACUUCCAUAUAACCUUGUUAAAGAAACCAUUUCAACAUGAAUUACUGACGGUAUUUUGACAUUACCCGUAGGUUUAUAAAUUUUUGUAACAUUUGUCUAUGCAUCUCCUGCCUUUUAUCAAGACUAUUUCCAACAUGAUUAAAAAUGACGUGUGGAUCCAUGCUUCAAUGUUUAAAGCUUAAUUUAAUUAUUGUUUAUUGUAAUCCAAGGAAGAAUGUCAAUGUCUAAUAAAGUUAGUUUUAAAUGAAAUGUUACAUUGUUAAGAGAGAUUACUGGUCAUAAAUAUACAAAUUGAUGUCCAUGUGUUGAUAACAAUGCAACAUUCAAUGCAAAAACAUUGUAGCUCACCUUGCCUACUCGGUACUGUCCAGAGCAGGGUCUGGGGGCUGCCUAGGCCUGCAGCGUGUCUGGGACAGAGUCAUGGUAGGGGGCUCAGGAAGAAAUCCCCAUUCCACCAAACAGAAAAUGAUUUUCAGGGAUUUUAAAUGCGGGUAGGCAUCAGAAUGACGUUGAUGAUAACUUCAACAUUAAUUGAAAACUGUCAGCACUUUCCAUUAACGAGAAAAUGAAGAAAAAAUAAAUCUAAUUCUCUUUUACGGAAAGUGUCAACGGUUCCAGUAAGCUUAUCAAAAAUAAACUGGAUGGCCCAGUAACAGAUCAUAAAUGAUGGUUCGGGAAAUGGGAAAUAAUUAUUUAGAAGCACAUAUAUAUGUGAAAUUUAUGUGUAGACAAUGAUUUAACUAUCACGGGAAAACCCCAGAAACUAUAUUAUUAAGAGAUUAGUUUGUAGGCAAGUUCUUCCACUGCCUAGUGGCAGCUAUGCCACUGGAAUAACUGAACAAAUGGAUUGAUCGUUGUGUAUGACUCAAAAUGUACUCUCGUUGAUGAGCAAUAUUAUAUUGAAGUGUUUCCAUUCCUUUAAAUUAAUUAAACUAAUCAAUAUGUUCUUCUAAUGUUGUUGUUACAUGUUCACAAAAAUUGUUAUAUUUUUACAGUUGUGUUUAUGCAAAUAUAAGUCAAUGAAAAGUUGUCAGCGCUGUUCUUAAUUUGUUUGAAAUAAAAAAAUACUUUU
Molecule: messenger RNA, 3697 nt
Organism: Mizuhopecten yessoensis (Yesso scallop)
Lineage: Eukaryota; Metazoa; Mollusca; Bivalvia; Pectinida; Pectinidae
Exons: 4
Coding region: 194-1534 (446 amino acids)
Biological process (GO): intracellular signal transduction
Molecular function (GO): protein binding
Source: RefSeq, a predicted model, not a curated record